GGUCGGGGCGGGCGCGCUCUGAGUCACCGGAAUCUAGGUGGGGCCGCCCGGAGCGCGUCCUCCCGGGAGCCGCCUCCCCGCUGCCUCUUCCCUUUUGUCGCGGCGCCCGAGCUCGCGGGCCACUCUCCGCCGCCGCCCGUGCCCCGCGCUCCUCUGCUCCGCCGCCACCGACGACAUGCUGCGCUGCGGCCUGGCCUGCGAGCGCUGCAGGUGGAUCCUGCCCCUGCUCCUGCUCAGCGCCGUCGUCUUCGACAUCAUCGCGCUGGCCGGCCGCGGCUGGCUGCAGUCCGACGACCACCGCCAGACGUCCUCGCUGUGGUGGAAAUGCACCGGCGAGGGCGGCGGCAGCGGGUCCGCCGACGACUGCCAGAGCCUCAUGGACUUCGCGUGGGGCAGAGCGGCCGCCGCCAUGCUCUUCUGCGGCUUCAUCAUCCUGGUGAUCUGCUUCAUCCUCUCCUUCUUUGCCCUCUGCGGCCCCCAGAUGCUUGUCUUCCUCAGAGUGAUCGGAGGCCUCCUGGCCCUGGCUGCUGUGUUCCAGAUCAUCGCCCUGGUCAUUUACCCUGUGAAGUACACCCAGACCUUCAAGCUUCAUGAGGAGCCUUCUGUCACUUUCAUCUAUAACUGGGCCUACGGCUUCGGGUGGGCAGCCACGAUUAUCCUGAUCGGUUGUUCCUUCUUCUUUUGCUGCCUCCCCAACUACGAAGACGACCUCCUGGGCAACGCCAAGCCCAGGUACCUCUACGCAUCCGCCUAACGUGGGAAGGGAAAGCGCUGCUGCCGGGAUGGAUUCCAGAGGAAGAAACUGUUUCCCCAGGCUACUUUGUACCUAUUUUUUGGCAGUGUUCAUAUUAUUAAACGAGUCAAAAAUGCUAAAGUAAUUGAGGAUAAAAUAUGUCUAAUUAUUGUUACAGUUUCAUAUUCAUCUUUUAUAUGUGUUUUGUGGAGUUAAGACAUUUCUUUUCACUAAUUAUCUGUACUAUGUCAAUAUUUCUGUGUAUCUAUCCAGAACAUUUAUUAUUGCAUUUGUAAGAGAAUAUGAACAUGAAACUUACCAUCUGAUAAGGUAAAAUUGGGAAGGCUUCCAAGAUUUAAUAAUCUGAUCAAGUGUUUGUUAUUUGCACAUAGAUUGGACUGGCUCUAUUAGGGUUAAGGAGAAGAGGGAUAUAAUUGGUAAAAAUUGUCAGUGACCAAACAUUCUAAAAGAACUGCAAAAUAUUUUUUUUUUCAAGCCUUCAGCUAUUUAAAGAAGCAAAAUAGUUUCCUAAAUGCAAGAAUUUCUAAUUAACAUCCUGAAUAAGUUUUUGCUAAGCUUCAUGUUGAUAUGUCAUCCAAGAAAGUAUUGUUUCACAGCCAAACCUGUUGCAGUAGUAAGGCCUUCGUAAGUAGUGAAAUGUUAAGAUGAAAUUUUCUCUUUUAAAGUUCUUUGUAGGGUUAGGAUGUGGGGAAAUGGUAUAUCAAUAAAUCUGUACUGUUUUGUGUCUGUAUGUUCAGAACCAUAGUUGACUGGAUUGAAAACAGUUGGGGUCUAAUUUAUCAUGACUGAUCUGAUUAGGUUAUAUAGUAAAGCAUUAGGAGAGCCAUUCUUAUCACUAAAGUGCCAUUAAAACAGCUUAAGGAGAAGAAAUGGCUUGAUGUUUUUUAACAUAUCAGGUUUAACUGGGCUCUAAUCACAUAGACACAACUUUUGAUAGAUUGCAACUAUAAGCAGAAACCUGGUCUUCCUUGGUAAACAGAUUUAAAAUGCCUAACAUAAAACAUGCAACAGGAGAAUUCAGGGAUGUGUGUUUCUCUGAAUGGCAUAUAUAUAUAUAUGAUAUAUCAGAUGGAUUUUUUUUUUACCAUUUAUACUUACAUAAUGAAAACUGAGUCAUUUUACAUAUCAAAUGAUUAUUUUGUAAGUUGCAGAAUAAGCACUUGAAGUUUUCAUUAUGAAGUUUUCCCAAUAAACCAGGUAUUCCAAUCUU
Messenger RNA from Microcebus murinus (gray mouse lemur), 1964 nucleotides. It is a transcript of the gene PERP, whose product is annotated as p53 apoptosis effector related to PMP22. NCBI's taxonomy places the organism in Eukaryota, Metazoa, Chordata, Mammalia, Primates, Cheirogaleidae. The record is from RefSeq and is a predicted model, not a curated record. Gene Ontology annotation, cellular component: membrane; cell-cell junction. Gene Ontology annotation, biological process: cell-cell adhesion.